Molecule: messenger RNA, 793 nt
Organism: Odontomachus brunneus
Lineage: Eukaryota; Metazoa; Arthropoda; Insecta; Hymenoptera; Formicidae
Exons: 4
Coding region: 1-585 (194 amino acids)
Source: RefSeq, a predicted model, not a curated record
AUGACACGCAAGAUGAAACUGGCAUCUCACAAACGAUUGUUGACUGGUUCAAUUUUUGCAGAGAAGCUUGUGUAUUCUGGACUGAGAAGCAAAGCGAAAAGCUUGGUGGUCCAGGAUGCACAGUCAAGGAUUUUUGGAGGAUACGAGCGAGAAUCAAGAAAGAUUUUUAUUAUUCCAGUGCAGGAUCGGACGGAAGAUACACUUUUACAGUGUAUCAAAGAAUGCAUUUUACCGGGCACAACGGUGAUAUCAGAUUGUUGGAAGUCUUACAAUUGUUUAAACAGUGAAGGGUUCCAACAUCUGACAGUUAACCAUUCUUACAAUUUCGUUGAUCCUGAAACCGGGGCAUAUACCCAACAUAUUGAACGCGUUUGGAGAGAGGUUCGGGGAAAUAUCCCAAGAUAUGGGAUUAGGUCUGAUCACUUUAUAGUAUAUUUGUCCGAAUUUCUCUUUAAACGUGUUCAUAGCCGACUGGAACGUAUCGAAGUCUUUUUCGAUAUUAUUGCAGAGAUGUAUCCUCCAUUAAUCGAGGAUCUUUCCGAAAAGAAGCCAGGGACAUUCGGAGCAAGUACCAGUACUGCGUGAAAAACAUGUUUUUUAUGUAUCUUUGUACCGUUUUCUAUAUCGGUACCAUAAUAUUGUUUUAUUAAUAUUUAGCUCGUUAUCAUAUUUAUUAUACUAUAAUAUAUUGUAGAUGCUAAAACACCGUGUUGUAUUAAAAAGUCUAUUAAUUUGUUACAAUUGUUGAUUAAAAAAUUGGUAAUUAUUCAGUCAUACCGUCUAUCUCUAGCUA